AUGACUUAAUUGUAGCAAAUGGACAGUAGAUUAGUUUCAGAGUUCUAGAACGAUUUAAAGAAAUCUUAGAGUGAUAUGAAAAAUACACAAUGUCACAAAAUAUUAGAAGAAAAAGGGAAAAAGUAUAUGAAGAUUAAAUUAAACACUAAACAAUAACUCUAUUGUAUGGUGUAAAAGUAGGGGAUGAAAAUAAAAGAUGUAUAAUAGAAAAGUUUAUGAGUUGUUUAGGCAGCCUUAAUAUUGGGUAUUAAAUACGCAACAGCUAAGACUAUAAUAUUUCACCAGAGAUAGAAGAGAAAAGCAAAAAGGAAAUGUGGUGAGAGAAUGUGUGGAUAUACUGAAAAAUAUGGAUAAAGAAUUACAAGAUUAUAAAUCAUUAACAUAAUUGGAAAUGAAGUUGUGCAUCAAUAAGAUUACAUUUUGUGA
Messenger RNA from Paramecium primaurelia, 426 nucleotides. NCBI's taxonomy places the organism in Eukaryota, Ciliophora, Oligohymenophorea, Peniculida, Parameciidae. The record is from the annotation of a GenBank genome assembly.